AUGUCACAUCACUAUUCACCCAACUCUAGUAUAAUCUCCGGUCCCGGUGGGGAUACUCGCACUGCGAGUGACGUACGCGAUGGAACUAAACCAUUCAGCCACGCGAAUGGCGAUUCCCGCCGAGGCCAUGUCCGCUUCGCCGCUGAAUUAGGCAGCGCCGUUGAAGAAGCUGUUGCAUCGAUUGUAGCAAGACAUGGAGGCGCUGGUAUUGACAAGAGCCUUGCCUGGGAAGCCAUUCAGAGUCUCGCAAGGUCCAAGCUUGACGGGUUCACAGGCAGCUUGAUAGCGCAGGGGACCCAAGACUUUUACACGUCCAAUAAUUUUGUUUCUGCCGCUGAAGCUUCACUCUUCUUUUCUGAAAAUGCCGGCUCUAUGAACCACCAUGUCCCAUAUAUGGCAGACUUGGAUGCGUUCUUCCAGAAUGAACAGCCUCCUGGUAUCGAAGAUGUUCAGACUCUGGAAGUUCCAGACUUCGGAAAUGCCAUCUAUGAUGAUGGUCCCUUUUCACUAUGGCAGGCGCCCAUUCCAAGUCCCUCCUCUGCAACGAUUACUCUCCCUACUAACAGUCCAUCCUUCCAAGAGCCGUGGUCCGAUGGAAAUUCCGUUGAAUCUUCUGCGACUGGAAGCACACGCACUAUUACAGCUAGUCCUGCCUCUAGAGACCUUGGGCAUGUGGGACAAAGACUCGGGAUUCCUCCAGUACAGCACAACGAUUCUUGGCCCCAGAGAAGCCUCAAACCUCCGUCAAAGCGUUCCGUGAGUCAAGCUGAUCGCUUGCUGCAAGGUAAUAGGGCCAAGCCAUCUGGUAAGCGAGCUAGGCGAGGAAGACCAAGUGAACGGGAUAGCUGUGCCCGUUGCAAAAUUCAGAAGAAAAAGGUGGGUGAGAAACACUCGAAGCAUAGGAGAGAACUUACAAGUGCCAAAGUGCUAUGGGAAGGCCACAGUUUGCCAGCCUUGUGCGUCAUCUAUGUACCGGGAGCUCUGUGUUCCCGCUUGUACCAAACACGGAUCCAAUCUUUACUCGAUAACAUCGAUCAAUGGCUCCCGGUAGAAAGCUAUAAGACAGUAACCAUUGAAAUAUCAAACGGGUUUACACCGGCAAUGCAAGUGAGGUUAAAGCCAUACGUCCCUUUCAGCCACGUUGCUCUCACUCACGUUCUAUUCCGUGGGACUGAAGCUGGCAUGAUUACUCCGCGGGCUGAAAGUACGGCAUUUUCUCUCGAGGAUGGUACUCUGAGACCGGAGAAGAUCGAUGCUUAUUGCGAUAGUCUCGCAUUCGAUCUAGCACUGGAUGAAGGAAGACAGGCAAUGGACAGGAAUAGACUGGCAAGUCAUAUCCUUAUGUUUGCUACGACACAAUGUGCAGGACUUCAAGAAUCACCGAGUAUAGAAGGGAUCGGCUUGGUACGGCUUGCGUUACGCUUCUGGGCGAUGCAGGCUGUAUUUUUCAAGUAUCCUUGGACUAUAGUGAAUGGUGCCUCAGAGAUCGGCAUGUACUCACUAGAUAUCCCAGGAUGCUGGUUUGGGAAGACACUACUCCCACGACUUGUCAACCAACAACUUGACAGGGCCUUUGAGAUGCGAAUGGAUGAACUAGAGCGAGAGAUACUUGAACAACUUCAAGACAUGAUCCUCAGCCGUGAACGAAGCACGUACUGGUGCGCCAUAUUCUUAACAACUUUCAUACUCUUACAUAGUCUCGAGAAAGACUCAUGGAACAUGCACGCCUGGGAGUACGAGAAGAACCGCGAAGGGGGGACUCGUUGGCCUUUGAGAAGGGACCCGUGUGACUACUACGGCCAGAACAAACAUAUCGCAGAUACGUUGACUACAUAUUUCCGUAUUGUGACGAAUGGGCAUGCGCCAUUUGCCAUAGACUGGACAAAAUCUUCAAAUCAAGGACUCCUGGGUAAGAGUUUGCAUGCUCGAUCACUGAUUGAGGGCAUACAGAAAGACCUACAGAAUCACCAGUCCAGUAAACUACAGGAGGGAACUGGACUCCCCAAAUGA
Molecule: messenger RNA, 2010 nt
Organism: Fusarium mangiferae
Lineage: Eukaryota; Fungi; Ascomycota; Sordariomycetes; Hypocreales; Nectriaceae
Exons: 5
Coding region: 1-2010 (669 amino acids)
Source: RefSeq, a predicted model, not a curated record